Messenger RNA from Conger conger (European conger), 3628 nucleotides. Its product is annotated as endothelin receptor type B-like. Bases 309 to 1592 code for a protein of 427 amino acids. The transcript is spliced from 8 exons. Gene Ontology annotation, cellular component: membrane. Gene Ontology annotation, biological process: enteric nervous system development; G protein-coupled receptor signaling pathway; regulation of blood pressure. Lineage: Eukaryota; Metazoa; Chordata; Actinopteri; Anguilliformes; Congridae. The record is from RefSeq and is a predicted model, not a curated record. Gene Ontology annotation, molecular function: endothelin receptor activity.
AUACGAGACUGCAAAGCCGUGAUCUGCACUACCACCAGUUCAUUUCAAAUGGCUCAGAUCGUGGGUAUUGACCUCGGAAACCAUGCAGCAGAUAAAUAGUAGAUAGAUUGGGGUGUUGCAACAAAUCGGCUUUGGUGUGAUGUCACUUGGAAUUCAGAAAGAAAUAUGACUGUGGAAUAUUGAGACAUAAAAACGAAAACGAGCGGAAAUUUCUGAAGACGCCAGAUUGGCCAAGUGCAAGUUAUCAACAAGACUCGGAGAUUCGCCUGCUGUCGUACAAACCGUAACUGGAAUACAUUUCGGACAACAUGGCGAAGUUAUUUUUAUUUCUCCUGCUGGUGUUUCUCAUUGCGGAAAGUUUUGUCUGUGCUCAGACGAAGGACCAGACCGGGCAGUCAGCGUCCCAAGCCGCCAAGGGCGCUGAGUCUCCAGCUCUUAAACCUGGAACCACUGAGGACGGACUGAAUUCAAACUACUCUGGUGCUCAAUUAAUGCAACCUCGGCGACCCAGACCCCUCCCGCCGAUGUGUUCUGGUCCUACAGAGAUCAGAGAUACAUUUAAAUAUAUCAACACUGUGGUCUCGUGUCUUGUUUUCGUGGUCGGAAUAAUUGGAAACUCGACCUUACUGAGAAUCAUUUAUAAAAACAAAUGCAUGCGGAACGGACCCAACUUUCUCAUUGCGAGCCUGGCGCUGGGAGAUCUUCUGCACAUAGUGAUUGACAUACCCAUCAAUGUAUACAAGCUACUGGCAGAAGAUUGGCCAUUUGGUGUAGGACUCUGUAAACUGGUGCCGUUCAUACAGAAGACAUCUGUUGGAAUUACAGUGCUGAGCUUGUGUGCACUCAGUAUCGACAGGUAUCGAGCAGUGGCAUCUUGGAAUCGCAUCAAAGGAAUUGGUGUUCCUAAGUGGACGGCAAUAGAAAUAACCUUGAUAUGGGCAGUAUCAAUUAUUCUUGCUGUGCCAGAAGCAAUUGCCUUUGAUAUGAUAGCAAUGGACUAUAAAGGAGAGCAUCUGAGAAUAUGCCUGCUCCACCCAAUGCAGACGACGGGGUUCAUGCAGUUUUACAAGUCAGCGAAGGACUGGUGGCUCUUUAGUUUCUAUUUCUGCAUGCCCCUGCUCUGCACAGCAGUCUUCUACUCCCUCAUGAGCUGUGAGAUGCUGAGGAAGAACAACAAGGCGCAGAAGACUCUGAAUGACCACCUGAAGCAGCGCCGUGAGGUCGCCAAGACUGUGUUCUGCCUGGUGCUCGUGUUCGCCCUUUGCUGGCUGCCGCUGCAUCUGAGCAGAAUCCUCAAAUUAACCAUUUAUGAUGAGAGGGACCCAAACCGGUGUGAGCUACUGAGCUUCUUCCUGGUCCUGGACUACAUUGGCAUCAACAUGGCCUCAGUGAAUUCUUGCAUCAAUCCAAUUGCCCUGUAUAUGGUCAGCAAGCGAUUCAAGAACUGUUUCAGAUCAUGCCUGAGCUGUUGGUGCACAUCCCCGGAAAUGUUGGCUCUGGAGGAGAAGCAGUCUUGUCUAAGGUCAAAGGUCAAUGAGCAGGGCUCAGACCAGAGCAACUCCAGAGCUUCCAAUAAGUACACUUCUGCCUGAAAUGGCCUGGCCUCCAUCUUAGUGUGGACUGCCAGUUGCCAUUGCCUUCCUCACAAGUGUCCAUGCAGCUACAAUGCUGUAGCAUGGAACACACUGAAUAUGCGGUCACAGAGGCAUCCAAUAUCCAGAUAUAAACUGUGCCUUUUUUACAUGUACAUUGAGUUGAGGCUUGAUUGUUGAUGCAAUGGUACUCAAUCAUUCCCCAACUCAGAAAGGUUAAGAUGGACUUUUGUUCCUGAUUGUUGUUUCUUAAUGAAUUAUCAAGAUAGACUUGGGAAAGUGUUUUUGCAAAUAAUUUAUGAUUUUGAAUUAUGGAUGCUACACACUCAGCAGUUGUUUCAAACGCAUCUUCUGAGACUUUGGUGAGCUUUUAAAUACAGAACAUUAAAAACACAAAUGAUUGGUUAUAAGUCUGGAAAACAAUCAAAAUAAAUGUCUUUAUAUUUAGUCAUUCAUUAAUUUCAGUUCAAAUCAUGGUACUGAAGACAACAAUUAACAUCCCCAAUAGGGAUGGUGGAAGUUUGAUUUGGAGUGUGGUAUCCGUGUGACUUGAGGGAAAUUAAAAUAGCAUUCAGUGUAAUGUAACUAAAGUACUUAUACAAUUAAGUAUUUUAGCUUCAUCUGAUGGUCAUAUGUCUGUAGGGUGAGUUCUGUACAGCAGCGUAUGAGAUCAUGUUGGUAAACAGGAAUAGUAGUGUGGCUUACUGAGAACAUUUGUAGGCUUAGCCAUUUCUGUCAUUGAGUUGGUUUGGGGUUGGGAUUCAGUGGAACAUACAGAAGGUAAACCUACCUUUGGGGCUAAAACUGAGAAUGCGGCUGAUCAAAACACCCAACACAAAUUGAACGCAGCACCAGUGUGUUUGUGUUUACAUGUUCAUGCAAUUUAUUUACUGAAAAGGGUAAUUAAUCACUGUCUGUCUUCAGGAUCACAAGUAUUAUUAUUUUCUGUAUGUUACCAUCAGUCAGGAACAGAUUCGGAAUGUAAGCACUGAAAUAUAUGAUUAAAUAUACGUAUUAUAUUUUUCAGAACAAUAUUUCUUUUUCGGUCAGAAAAUUGAUCGUCUAGAAAGGAAUCAACUACUGUUUUUUUGUACUCCUGUGCCUUGGACACUUCCAUAUACACUUAGUGAUCACUUUAUUAGGUAGACCUGUAAUGCAAAUAUUUAAUCAGCCAAUCAUGUAGCAGCAGCUAAAUGCAAAAAAGCAUGCAGACGUAGUCAAGAGGUUCAGCCAUUUUUUCAGACCAAAUGUCAGAAUGGGGAAUAAAUGGUAUGCAAAACAGCAUCUCUGACCACACAAUAUAGGCUACAGCAGCAGGACUCUUAAGCAAAAAAAUAUAUAAAAAAAUUAAAAAGGAAUAAUAAUAUACCUAAUAAAGUGCUCACUUAGUGCACAUUACAGAAGGUUAGCUUAUCAAAUUAUAUUAUUGUAUUUCUGGUAAUUAAAUAUAAAGUCUUGGAUGGUUGUUUUCACUUCUCAUUUUUAAUCCGACAUUUUUCAAGUGGUUAUAUUAUGCCUACAACAAGCAUUUUUUGUGUGCUAAAGUAUAGGAGCAUAUCAAUAUUACAGCUGUCAUGACCUUUUGUCAUUUCAGAAUUUAAGAGUGUGUUGACACUGUAUGAUAUAUUGAUAAAAUGCUUUGAUAAAAUGUAAAGGCAUUGGUUUGUUUUUCUCCUGAAUAUGUCAUUUAAUUUUAUUACAUUAGUUUUUUAAAUGUCAUAAAACAUUUGGUAUUGUUGUAUUAGCAUUGGAAUGUUAGUGUUGUAAAUAUUGUUUAUACUGUAGUUCUAAAAUGAAAUUUUUUGUAUGAAGUCAAACCCACAGUGAUAAUUCCUUUCUAUUCUCUUCUAAUUCAAUGCAAUGCAAUACUGAAAGAAUGUAUUGUUUCUUCAUAUAUGUACACAUUUUGUCAAAAGUAAAAAAUAAGAAUUCAUAUUGAAGUAAGGGAUAGACAUUCCAAGUCAUCCUAUAGGAAUUGUGGAAUCUGUUGAGCAUGUAUCCCCCUCACGUCACAAUAAAAACACUUCUAUACAGUA